This is a messenger RNA of Clupea harengus (Atlantic herring), 1033 nucleotides long. It is a transcript of the gene arl8a, whose product is annotated as ARF like GTPase 8A. The record is from RefSeq and is a predicted model, not a curated record. Gene Ontology annotation, molecular function: GTPase activity; GTP binding. NCBI's taxonomy places the organism in Eukaryota, Metazoa, Chordata, Actinopteri, Clupeiformes, Clupeidae. Gene Ontology annotation, cellular component: lysosomal membrane. Gene Ontology annotation, biological process: protein transport; anterograde axonal transport.
CCCAGACUAGCAUGCCUUCUUUUACCAGUCGCCCUUCUCCCUGCAUUGUUUAGGAUCAGCUGUGCAUGGAUCUGAAACCCCACCCAAUGAGGAAGGACAAACCGUAGGGAGGAACAGGGACUGCAAGAAAACAGAGCGGGGAGUCUUUUACCACAGUGACGGUCAUUACAAGGCAACAAUAACGCUUAUUGCCGUUUUCUGUACAUUUUUCUCCAAGGAAGAGGAAGGAAGGCUAUACUGCAACAUUUCUCCUACUGUGCGCCGCGACGGUGAAGCUAGUCAGCUGAUAUUUUGUUAGCAAUUUCCAACGAGCGGCGACGAGAUGAUUGCCUUGAUUAACAAGCUUCUGGACUGGUUUAAAGCGCUGUUUUGGAAGGAAGAGAUGGAACUGACAUUGGUCGGUUUGCAGUAUUCGGGGAAGACCACCUUUGUAAACGUGAUUGCGUCGGGCCAGUUCAGCGAGGACAUGAUCCCCACUGUGGGCUUCAACAUGAGGAAGAUCACCAAGGGAAAUGUCACCAUCAAGCUUUGGGAUAUCGGAGGCCAGCCUCGAUUCAGGAGUAUGUGGGAGAGGUACUGCCGUGGAGUCAGCGCUAUAGUAUAUAUGGUUGACGCUGCUGACCCUGAAAAGAUCGAGGCCUCCAAGAACGAACUGCACAACUUGUUAGACAAGCCCCAGCUGCAGGGCAUUCCAGUACUUGUUUUGGGAAACAAAAGAGAUCUUCCAGGUGCCUUGGACGAGAAGGAGCUGAUCGAGAGAAUGAAUCUGUCUGCCAUUCAAGACCGAGAGAUCUGCUGUUACUCCAUCUCAUGCAAGGAGAAAGACAACAUCGACAUCACGCUACAGUGGCUGAUCCAGCACUCAAGGACCAGGAGAAGCUGAGCCCCUCUCAUCCAUCUGACCCUGCCCUAACCCUGGAGGAACCGUGUCCGGUGUACACACACACACACAUAUAUAUACACACACACAUACGUACACUAACACAAACACACACACACACACUCUCAUGGGCUUCUCAGAUUUACUCUUCAA